Molecule: messenger RNA, 1680 nt
Organism: Artibeus jamaicensis (Jamaican fruit-eating bat)
Lineage: Eukaryota; Metazoa; Chordata; Mammalia; Chiroptera; Phyllostomidae
Gene: ADAP2
Product: ArfGAP with dual PH domains 2
Exons: 10
Coding region: 99-1337 (412 amino acids)
Biological process (GO): positive regulation of GTPase activity
Cellular component (GO): intracellular membrane-bounded organelle; plasma membrane
Molecular function (GO): GTPase activator activity; phosphatidylinositol bisphosphate binding
Source: RefSeq, a predicted model, not a curated record
GAGCGCAGACGCCGCGGCUCGGUCCCUCUCCACCUGCUGGGCGAGCGCUCAGGCCAUGGGCGGCCCGGCUGAGCCCCGCUGAGCCCGCCGGGCGGGCCAUGGGCGACCGCGAGCGCAACAAGAAGCGGCUGCUGGAGCUGCUGCGGACGGCGGGCACGGGCAACGCGCACUGCGCCGACUGCGGCGCCGCGGAUCCUGACUGGGCGUCUUACAAGCUGGGCAUCUUCAUCUGUCUGAACUGCUCUGGUGUGCACCGAAACUUCCCAGACAUCAGCAAAGUUAAAUCCGUGAGACUUGACUUCUGGGACGACAGUACUGUGGAGUUUAUGUCCCACAACGGGAACCUCCGCGUGAAGGCCAAGUAUGAAGCCAAAGUCCCUGCUUCCUAUUACAUCCCCCAGGCCAGCGACUGCCUGGUCUUGAAGGAGCAAUGGAUUCGAGCUAAAUAUGAGAGGCAAGAAUUUAUGGCUGAUGGGAAAACCAUCCCCCCCUCAGGUAACCGGGAAGGGUUCCUGUGGAAGCGGGGGAAGGACAAUGCGCAGUUCCUGAGAAGGAGAUUUGUCCUCUCGGCCAGAGAAGGCCUUCUGAAGUACUACACUAAAGAAGAGGGUAAAGGCCCCAAGGCUGUCAUCAACAUCAAGGACUUGAAUGCCACCUUCCAGACGGAGAAGAUAGGGAACCCCCAUGGGCUGCAGAUCACCUACCAGAGAGAGGGCCACAUUAGGAACCUGUUUGUGUAUCACGAGAGCGGCAAGGAGAUAGUGGACUGGUUCAACGCCCUCCGCGCAGCCCGUCUGCAAUACCUAAAAAUGGCCUUUCCUGAGCUCCCAGAGCCUGAGCUCGUGCCCCUCAUCACCAGGAACUACCUCAAACAAGGCUUCAUGGAAAAGACUGGUCCGAAGCAGAGAGAACCCUUCAAGAAGAGGUGGUUUGCCCUGGACGCCCAGGAACGGAGACUGCUCUACUAUAAGCACCCACUGCUGCAUCAACAGAGAGUGGACACAGCGGCAGGUGACCCACUGAUUGAGCAACGGGCUGGCCACCAGCCACGGGAGCUCUCAGUGGGAAGGAGUGCUCAGCUCGGCCUUGGUUAUGCAGCAGGAAUGCCCUGCCGUUGGCAGCCAUCGCUGGCAGUUGACUCUGCCGAGGCGAAAGUUUGGCCUUCACCCACCGGCUCCCUGGGCCUCACCUCUGCCCAGCCCUGGGGGCGGGGUCUGGUACAGAAGGACCUCAAGGCUCAGGACAUCCUCAGUGAAGGUGCUGCAACGGAAAGGACUCCACCGUAUCACACAAGUGGCAUGCUUGUCCAGCUUCCCCCCCCAAAAAGUUUAAUCUGACUCCAACCAUAAGGAAACAGUCAGACAAGUCUGUGUUAGGGACAAUUCUGCAACAUAACUGGCCUGGACUCCUAAACAAUGUCCAUGUUGUGACAGAUAAAGUAGGGGGAACUGUUGGAGACUGAAGGACACUAGAGAGCAACACCAGGCAAUUUGUGAUUCUUGAUUGGAUCCGGGGUUUUACGAGACAGCUAUAAAGGACAUAAAUUUGAGAAUGGGUGUAUAUUAGCAAAUAGUAUGGCAAGACUAUGAUAAUUGUAUUGUAUUUGUGUAGGCCAACGCUCUUGUUCUUAGGUCAUAUGUAUUGAGGUGGUCAGGGUAAAAUAAAAUUUUCUACCCACAA